GAAGGAAGAGCCUUGUGCUUUGUCGAUAUAUAUAUAUACGAGGGAGUCCAACAUCACAUUUGUAUCCUCUAACAGAUCUCAUCUACUCACUUCUACUUUCUUUAAUUGUUUAUAACUAACAUUCCCAGAAGAUGAAUAGGCCAGGAGACUGGAACUGCCGAUUGUGUAGCCACCUCAACUUCCAGAGAAGGGAUUCCUGUCAACGCUGCAGAGAGCCAAGGACGAGCGGCAUUACCGACUUAGUGAGUAAUUUCACAAGCCGUCCAAUCAGUAGCUCUUUUGCUUUCAACACCGGGCCUGACGUGAGACCAGGUGAUUGGUACUGCAACCUUGGAAAUUGCGGGACGCACAAUUUUGCAAGCAGGUCCAACUGUUUCACGUGUGGUGCCGCAAAAGAUGAGUCGUCACGCUCGGCUGCUGCUGCAGCCACCGGGUUUAUAGACAUGAGUGAUGGUCCGAGACGCGGCCUUUUUGGUUUUGGUAGCAGCAGUGCUGGUGGAGGCGGCAUGGGCCGUUCUUCUUGGAAAUCUGGAGAUUGGAUUUGCUCGAGGCCAGGCUGCAAUGAACACAACUUCGCAAGCAGGUCAGAGUGUUUCAGGUGCAACGCCCCAAAGGAACCGGCCACCAAUUCACCCUACUAGUCCUAACUUUCUUCGUCAUCUUCAAGAAAAUGGUUACGUUAGAAGAGAUAAAACUAGUGAAGAACCGAAGCAAGAAAACGGCCCUUUAUGUCGUGAUUUGUUUUUAUUUUUAAUGUUGAUUUGUCUCGUUUCAUAUCUCGUAGGACUUUUGUCUGGUUAUCUUUGAAUGUAAGCAAAUCAAGUAAAAUUAGGAAGUGUUUUGUUCUUA
Molecule: messenger RNA, 849 nt
Organism: Brassica oleracea var. oleracea
Lineage: Eukaryota; Viridiplantae; Streptophyta; Magnoliopsida; Brassicales; Brassicaceae
Exons: 4
Coding region: 132-641 (169 amino acids)
Cellular component (GO): cytoplasm
Molecular function (GO): mRNA binding
Source: RefSeq, a predicted model, not a curated record